AAUUUUUGGAUUUUUAGUAAUGCAAUAAAUAUACCGACUUAAAGUCACGACAAAACAUAAAUCAUAUAUUUAGGAAAUUUAGUAAACCAAUAGCAAAAGUUUAUUCUUGUAUUAUCAAAGUGUCGAAACUGACGGACACAACUCUGGAUUUUCAUUUGAAACCCCAACCAUGAAAGGCACCUAUCAGUACCCGGACGGCAGUCAGUACAAAGGGGACUGGAAUGCCGAUGGCCAAAGGGAGGGCUACGGGCACAUGAAGUUCCCCGACGGCGCCCAGUAUUUCGGCAUUUUCGUCGCGGGUCUCUGCGAAGGUCACGGGGUUAUGGUGUUCAGUGACAACUCGAGAUAUGAAGGCGAAUUCAGACAGGGCAAAUUUCAUGGCAACGGGGUUUUUACAAGAUGUGACGGAAUGAAAUUCGAAGGCGAGUUCCAGGGAGGAAAAAUCUUCGGCCAAGGUCUGGUCACGUUUUCCGAUGGUUCCCAUGGGUUACCUAGGAACGAGGGCUACUUCGAAGGUAACCGCCUCAUCCGACGGGGCAAGUGUGCCGACGCCGUCUUGGCAGCAGAGAGGGCAGCCGACGUCGCCAGAAAUGUGAAACCUUGAUCUCGAGCAUUUUGUGUUUUCUUCUUCUCUGUGUUGAUGUAAUUAGUGUAGAUUGUAACCUUGUUUUGGAUUUUAAAAAAUGCAUUUAAAACAAAAAGUUCGGUUAGUUCAUAUAGAAUUCACAUCGAUGGAAAUUAUUUAUGCAGAUUUUGGCAUCAGUGGGUUUUAGAAGGAAUAAGAGGGACAACUCUUACUUGAACAUUAUUUGCGAACAUGUUUCUUUUCUUUCUUAGUUCGAAACAAACGUGAUAUUUGAGUACCAUGAAUGGUUUCAAUUACUAGCCACGAUGGACAACUUAAAAAACAUGUGAUAGAAACAUCUGCAAUUUUCUUCAAAAGAAUAUACUAUCGAAAUGACCUGUGUUUACAGUUUAGAACCUUUUAUGGCAAAGGGGCGUAACAUAUUUAUAAAGGUCACGUUUAUCAUGAAUAAAAUCUCACUCUAAUCAGAAUAAUUAAUGUGCGUAAAUUGGGAAAGGGGAACAUGUGUUUAUUUAUACAAGUAUAUACUUAUUACAUUCUACAUUCAGCUUAUGAUGACAUUAUCCGAGUAUGUAGCUUAGAAGUACAUUUAAUAUCGCAAUGGCAUUCCGACAAUCAUUUUUCACACGUGAAAGCAAAAAUGUCAUUUAAUUGAGUCUUUGACCUUGUGGCCAUUUAUACUUCUGCAAUGGCGCAAAGUUAAACGAAUAGUGAUGUUAUUGUAUUUGAUUGAUAUAUUUUAUAAUUGUUGUGUGAUUAAUACUUUUCUUUAAAUCGUCCAUAAUGUUGUAUCAUUUUGGAAUGAACUUUCCUUUUUAUCCUGUUUAUUCUAGUAUACAUAUGCAUGUGUGUCUUACACUUGUACUUUAUACUUCCGUUAUACAUUAUUGCAUGGAACUAGUACGUAUAUAUUACAUUUUUGAAGAUCUUUUUUUUAAUUAAGUGCAAUAUGUACUUAAAGAAAUAUGUAAAAUCCUUUAAAAACAUACUAGUACGUUGUUGUCAAGUGUUUUUUUCGUUUUGGUUCCCUGCGUUUUUCUUUUAAAAGUGUAACAGGUGUUUCUUGUUGCGGUCAUUGUUGAUUCAUGAAGAUUUCUUUAUAUGUUAAUGUAUUGUUAUUAAUUGUGUAGAUUUAUAUUUUCUUUCGUUUUCAAUAUAUUUAAGUCAUAUUUUACAGGAAGGUGUUUUUAGCCAAAUGCUUACAUCUGCUCGAGAAAGGCUUACUUUUCCUGUAUACAAUUUGUAACCACUUGCAUGAAACUUGUUGUCUAUUCUUUAAGUGCUACAAAGCAAUGUUAUUCAAAGCUUUCUUGAAUUGUAUGUUCAUUUGUAGAAUGACAACACAUGGUUAUCUUGCCGAUGGGUUUUUAGUUAAUCAAAUGGGCCAUUCAAACACUUAACGCAUGUUUUUACCUCUGACAUUGGCCAUAUCGAUCUUCUUUGCGUAUUUAUAGACAUAGAGAGGGAAAUAAAAAUCAGAAAGUC
Messenger RNA from Dreissena polymorpha, 2071 nucleotides. RefSeq names its product MORN repeat-containing protein 4-like. The record is from RefSeq and is a predicted model, not a curated record. The transcript is spliced from 4 exons. Bases 170 to 604 code for a protein of 144 amino acids. Lineage: Eukaryota; Metazoa; Mollusca; Bivalvia; Myida; Dreissenidae.